This is a messenger RNA of Letharia lupina, 1326 nucleotides long. RefSeq lists its product as uncharacterized. The record is from RefSeq and is a predicted model, not a curated record. Bases 1 to 1326 code for a protein of 441 amino acids. The transcript is spliced from 2 exons. NCBI's taxonomy places the organism in Eukaryota, Fungi, Ascomycota, Lecanoromycetes, Lecanorales, Parmeliaceae.
AUGAGGAAAUUCUUGGAGAAAUUCUCUUCUGCAGGCGGCUCAAAUACAGUCCAAGAUCAGAAGAAUGACACAAGUCAUGUGGCUGUGAUACCUGUCCUCAGGCCCGAAACAGGAGACCAACGCAUUCCGGAUAUCCCUCCAAAGGCGAGUCUAGAAGGUCUUCCUGUUGAAAUCCAAUCCGCUGUUCUACUGAACAUCCGCGACAUCGCUUCCCUGAAAGGUCUCAUCCAUGCGUCACCCAAAUAUCACAGCGCGUAUCUGAGUCAAAGACAUGCAAUCCUCAAGCGGGUCCUGUUCAAUUCUAUUCAUCCUGAUGCGCUCUACGAUGCCUUCUCCGCGAUUAAUUCGAGCAGGACUCUAACAAGUAACAUUGAAGACCGAGUUGGGAGGGUAAAAGCCUUCCUUUCGGAAUACAAGGAUAAUUGUGACACGUGGACGUCGCCAGAGCACCUCGACCUGGAAAGUGCAUAUAGACUGGCCCGGCUACAGAAUCAAGUACAACAUGCGACUGAGGACCUCUGCAAACUAGCUUUUUCGUCUCAUCAACUUACUGGCAACCAAGUGAGACACUGGGAACAGCUCUCAUCAAACGAAAGUCGUCGCUUUUACCGUGCUUUCUAUCGCUUCGAGAUCUUCUGCAAUCUCUUCCGGAAUUGGGAUACCCCGCCAGAUGACGAGAGUCUCCCCAAUGCUUCAUCUGAAGACGGAGAUAGUACAUCCGAGCUAGACUCGAUAGAGAAGUCAUCGCGCUUCCUCGGCUUGUUCAAUCCGUGGGAGGUCGAAGAGCUAGCGUGUGUACGAGACUAUUUCUGCAGCUAUUAUCGUCGUAUGCUACGUAAAUUUGAACCGGAGCUCCGUGACAGGAAUCCAAGUUUGGAUCUGUCAGAAGACUGCCCUUGGCUCGAAGAGAACAUAGAAUACCUUAUGGCGCUCAGCCUGCGUUUCUAUCGAAGGUUGGAAAUGUCCUCGCCAAGCAGGCAAAUGCGUUACUUGGAUUACGGUCUACGCAGUGGACCAUCUUUCCUCUCGGAUGCUUUAAAGGAGCCGCCACAGGCUGCUGUCCACCAAACGUUGUUCGUGGACGAUCCCGUAGAAGUUCAUUUCGAGGCUGACAGCGUUCGCGGCGGACCUAAUGUGAUAUGGCUUUUGGCGACUUGCAACAGGAUGGACUGCAGCUAUUUUCUCUGGCAGAAUGAACCCCUCAGGGAGUGGGGUUAUGUCUUUUGGGACCAGAAGAGACUCGAAAAGUGGGAUGUUCCCAACGAGGAACAUGGGACCUGGGUAGAGAGAAGGAGGGCAGGACUCCGCAAAGCACUAAGUGAAUAA